Sipha flava (yellow sugarcane aphid) is the source of this 1492-nucleotide messenger RNA. RefSeq names its product endoplasmic reticulum-Golgi intermediate compartment protein 3. Bases 27 to 1241 code for a protein of 404 amino acids. The transcript is spliced from 12 exons. Gene Ontology annotation, biological process: endoplasmic reticulum to Golgi vesicle-mediated transport; retrograde vesicle-mediated transport, Golgi to endoplasmic reticulum. The record is from RefSeq and is a predicted model, not a curated record. Lineage: Eukaryota; Metazoa; Arthropoda; Insecta; Hemiptera; Aphididae. Gene Ontology annotation, cellular component: COPII-coated ER to Golgi transport vesicle; endoplasmic reticulum; endoplasmic reticulum membrane.
UCUUGAAAACUAAUUUAUUUAAAAAAAUGUCGCCGAAGAAAAGUUUUUUUUGUAUGAAUACAUUAAAACAAUUUGAUGCAUUUGCCAAACCAUUAGAAGAAGUUCAAAUUAAAACUGUAUGGGGAGGAAUUGUUUCUGUGGUUUGUUUUUUAACCAUUGUAUUUUUAAUGAUAUCAAAUUUAGUAGAGUUUCUUGACAACACUCCUACUGAAGAACUUUUUGUGGAUACAUCACGAAACAAAAAAUUACAAAUUAAUUUUGAUAUUAUUGUUCCUAAAAUCUCAUGUGAUUUUUUAGUGUUAGAUGCCGUUGAUAAUUCAGGUGAAACACAUCUACAGGUGGAUCAUAAUAUUUAUAAAAGACGAUUAAGUUUAGAUGGGCAGCAUAUUAGUGAUCCUGAAAAAUCUGAUGAUGUUGGCAGUAAAAAAAUAAAUAACUCAACUAAAUUAGUAAUAAAUGAAUCAAACCAAGCUAAUAAUACUGCAGAAAAAGGUCAUUGUGGAAGUUGUUAUGGGGCUGAAAGUCCAAGCACUCCUUGUUGCAAUACAUGUGAUGAUGUUAAAAGAGCCUAUAAAAUGAAAAAUUGGGAUUUACAUCCAUAUAGUAUUGAACAAUGUAAGAACCAAUCUACUCAAAAUGAUAUGUAUGACAAAGCAUUUAAAGAAGGUUGUGAAAUAUUUGGCACCCUUCAAGUUAACAGGGUUAGUGGAAGUUUUCAUAUUGCUCCAGGGACAAGUUUUUCUUUUAAUCAUAUGCAUGUUCAUGAUGUACAUCCAUUUUCAUCAUCUUCAUUUAAUGUAAGUCAUAUUAUACGGCAUUUAUCAUUUGGACAAAAAUUAGAAUCAGUUUCUAGUCAUGGCGGCAAUCCUUUAGAUUCAACUGAAUCCUUUGCUGAGGAAGGAGCCACUAUGUUCCAGUAUUAUAUCAAAAUCGUUCCAACGCUAUUUCAAAGAAGAGAUAAUUCUAUAUUUUCUACUAAUCAGUUUUCUGUGACUAAACAUACGGUUUUGUCAUCAGAUUCAGGUCAGUCAGGUGCACCAGGAAUAUUUUUUAGCUAUGAAUUUUCACCCAUUAUGAUUAAAUUGACUGAAAAACCAAGGUUAUUGGGUCAUUUAUUCACUCAAUUCUUGUCCAAUAUCAGUGGUGUUUUUAUUUGUUUUUGGAUAGUUGAUAUAUUCAUGUACAAAGUAUCGAAAGUAUACAAUAUACGCAAAAAACAUUUACCAGACAACAAUAAUUAAAACAUAAAACUUUUUUUUUCAUCAACAAUAAUAAUAUUAAUAGCAAAACCAAUGGAAGAUGCUUGAAGCCUUUAUAUAAAUAUCACAAGAAAACAAUGAACAACAUUCCAGUUUUUGGAACAACACAAAGAUUAUUGAAUUGAGUAUCAUUACCAGAUUCCAAGGCAGCAAAUAGUUUUCCCUAGUUUUAAACCAGAUAUUUGUUAUGUUUUAUUAGUAUGAUUAAAGUUAAUUUUUUUAUUAAAUAUUAA